Aptenodytes forsteri (emperor penguin) is the source of this 948-nucleotide messenger RNA. RefSeq names its product galectin 3 (gene LGALS3). Gene Ontology annotation, cellular component: nucleus; immunological synapse. The record is from RefSeq and is a predicted model, not a curated record. Gene Ontology annotation, biological process: positive regulation of calcium ion import; neutrophil chemotaxis; monocyte chemotaxis. Gene Ontology annotation, molecular function: carbohydrate binding; laminin binding; IgE binding. The transcript has 6 exons. Bases 1 to 864 code for a protein of 287 amino acids. NCBI's taxonomy places the organism in Eukaryota, Metazoa, Chordata, Aves, Sphenisciformes, Spheniscidae.
AUGUCGGACGGUUUCUCCUUAUCCGACGCCUUGGCCACCAGCAACAACCCCACCCCCGGUGCCCCCCCACCCCAAGGCUGGCCCUCCUGGGGGAACCAGCCGCCGGCUCCUGGGGGGUUCCCGGCGUACCCCGGCCCUCCGGGGACCUAUCCUGGCUCACCGGCAGCACCGGGGACCUACCCUGGAGCACCAGGGGCGUACCCCGGCCCUCCGGGGACCUAUCCUGGCUCACCGGCAGCACCGGGGACCUAUCCUGGAGCACCAGGACCGUAUCCUGGAGCACCGGGGCCGUAUCCUGGAGGACCAGCAGGACAGGGACUGUACCCGGGAGCACCUGGAGCAUUCCCUGGAGCACCAGCAGGACCAGGGUCAUAUCCUGCCCCAGGACAACCACCCAGUGGCCCUGGAUUUGGGCCCCCUCCUCCGCAGGGGGGACUGGCUCCUCCGAUGAAAGUCCCCUUCGAGCUGCCCCUGCAGGCAGGACUCGUCCCUCGGAUGCUCAUAACCAUCACGGGGACCGUCAACCCCAACCCAAACAGGUUUUCACUGGAUUUCAAGAAAGGGAAUGACGUUGCCUUCCACUUUAAUCCCCGCUUUAAGGAAGACAACAGGAAAGUCAUCGUCUGUAAUUCAAUGUUCCUGAAUAACUGGGGAAGGGAGGAGAGGACAGCUCUUAAGUUUCCAUUUGAAGCUGGAAAACCUUUCAAGCUCCAGAUCCUUUGCGAGGUGGAUCACUUCAAGGUAGCGGUCAACGAUGCUCACUUGCUGCAGUACAACUUCCGCGAGAAGCAGCUGAACGAGAUCACCAAACUCUGCAUUGCUGGGGACAUCACCCUCACCAGCGUUAUGCCAACCAUGAUAUAACUACGGUGGUGUAAUUGUAAUGCAAACUUGGCUGUAACAGAAGUGCCUUCUUACAUGAAUACCUUGAGGUAAUAAAACACUUUC